This is a messenger RNA of Aedes albopictus (Asian tiger mosquito), 1728 nucleotides long. RefSeq lists its product as uncharacterized. The coding region runs from base 59 to 781 and encodes 240 amino acids. The transcript is spliced from 3 exons. Lineage: Eukaryota; Metazoa; Arthropoda; Insecta; Diptera; Culicidae. The record is from RefSeq and is a predicted model, not a curated record.
GUUUUCCACUCGAAUCAGUUCAUAACUGACAUUUGUGUAGAAUAGAUUGGCUUUCAAGAUGCUGUUGGAGGUAACUUUCAGUUUCUUGUUAAUCUACAGUGUUGGUUCGUCAACUAUUGGUCUAAAGACAUCAAAUGUAGAAGAAUUGUCUGCAGAUGAAGCUUCCCAAGUGGCAGAGUCGAUCGUUAGGACUGGAUUAGAUGGAUUCAAACUGUUGCGAAUGUGGCAAACUAAAGAAGACAUAGAUUCCUGUAAUAUGGUUCUUACAAGAACCUUCAAAGUUCGAUUACAAUCCACGGGUGAGGUUUUCGAGAUUAGCAGUGACAGUAAUAUUACUCAUGCGAAUAAUUGUAUGAGCAAACGCAAACUUGUGAAAGCUAUAAAGAGAGGAGGAUUGACCCGAGUCCAGCAUGUUAUUCAAAAUGGAGAUGAUACGGUUCGAUUGGAUGACGUAUCUGUUGAUCUGUUUCGAACAGAUAUGGCCAACCUUGAGCAGGGUGAUAUUCGAAUAGUGAGCUCGAAUUAUACUUAUCAAUUCGCUUUUGUUGAAGGAGUGGAAACUGUCGACGCUGAGUUGAUCGAGCUACAUGUGCGUAUGGUGAGCACUGGAAAUGAAUAUGUAAUCAAUAUCGUGGGAGAACUUGAGCCAGUAGAGCCAGAAGACUUUCGGCCGAAAUCAGGCCCUCCUCUUCCCACAAACGUUCUCCUUUCACUCCUUGGAGGAGGAAAUUAUUCCAAAAUUAAGCGCGUUAGAAGUCGUAGAAAGAUCUCGAGUAACUAAUCGUAGAAAGGUUUAAGAUUCCAAACACAAAUAAAACGCUUGAUUAUCUACAACCCUACAUCGUUUUAUUUCAAGCUGCUAGUUUCCCAAUCAUCCAUUUACCGUAAAUGGCUUACUGUGAACCUUAGCCUGAUUAUCCCAUUGAAAACAUAUAAAUUUCACUUUUCUACUCCAUCCAUCCGUGCGCCUUUCUCCAGCGUCCAUUGUCCGUUUGAAUUCGCACAAGAUGGAUUCUUUCCUUCUGGAUCCUUUUGUUAGUGCACAGAAGAAAAACCUAUCCGAAUAGAUUGAUAAGUCCAACCUUUCGUACGUUUACCCUGGGCAACGUCAAGUUUGCUACACGCCAUUCAAAUAUCCGGUCUAUCUUCCGCAGUGAAAAAAAAUGUAACCGAAUUCACUCUUCAGAAGGGUCCAACCCGUAUCUGACCUGUCCGCUGGGCAUCUCAAACCACAUCCUGCACACACACUCAAUUCCUAUUAAUUUUACAAGAAGGAUAUCCAACCCUCGGCUUCCUGUUUGAUCUAGAAGCACCACCGCACCGAAAGAAAGCAAAACCUUUCCCGCACCAUUCCCUAACCAAUUUUUUACGAUUUUCUUUCUUACGAUCCUUGUGAAGCUGGGACGUUCCCCACUUGGUAGUGGGCAGUAUCUUUUUUUGCUAUAAAUAUGUAUGUAUAAAUUUAUCAACUUGUGUGGUGAAAAGGAUGCCCAAAAAGGCGAGUGGUGCUGUUUUGUUGUUGAGCUUUUUACUUUUCCUUUUCCUAUCGGUGAAAAAAUGAUGAACUGUAUGGCCACAUCUAACCAGUGUUAGGGCAUGUAACAGUGUUGUAACACCGAGAGAAAUGUUAACUCCGGAACUGAUUUGGUCCUAAUAAAUCUUUUGUUUUUCUACUCAGUUUUCGUUAAAAAUGGGAUAAUUAAUUGGAGAUAUUCGCACCGGUGCGAA